AUGGCUAUGCUGGCACCCAAAACCGCCUUCACAGCGCCCUUGGGCUCCGGUAACCCCAUGAUGCCCAGCGUUUCGGCGGGCGGCGGCGGCGUGCCGCCCUCGAGACGGGUACCCGCAAUUCCAAACCAACCCGCAGCCUAUGCAAGCCCGACCGAGUCCGAAUUCUCCGAAAGCGACGGUCCCGACGCCGUCAAGAACUGGGACGAGGAUAAGGUCUGCGAGUACCUGAGGAGCGUCAAGUGCGGCGAAUAUGAGAAGCUCUUCCGCAAGAACCACAUCAACGGCGAGAAUCUCCUCGAGCUCGACAAGGAUGUCCUCAAGGAGAUGGGCAUCGAGAAGGUCGGCGACCGUGUUCGCCUGUUCCUUGGAAUUAAGAAGUUGAGGACAAAGGCAUACGCCAACCAGAAGAAACGCAAUAGAGAUUCGUUUGGUGGCCUGGACCAGUUCACGCCGUCGUCCGGCGGAUCGCCUCGUCCUUCAGCGUCGAGCUCUCGCGCCGCCCCCACGCCUUCCAUGAACAAGCGCUACUCAAGGCAAUAUGAUACGAUACCCCUUGACAGCACAUCUUCCCGCCCCACCUCACCGCUGCCCGGAACGGAUGCGGUUCGGCCUCUGCGUACACGAUAUGGCCAAAGUCCCGGCUACAUGGGUAACCCCGUCCCCUCGACCGGCCGAUUGGUAACUUCCCAUACCAGGAAUAACUCCAGUAUGGAUGGUUCACUGAUGGCUGGCUUACCGCAGAACCAGGAUGUCAUACGCGUCAUUUCAACUGGAGGUGUCACCAAAGUCGUCAAGAUUGCCGACUGCAAUACCUGCGAAGAGGUCAUGCGAGUCACCCUUAGGAAGUUUGCCUUGCGGGAGGACCACGAGAGGAAUUACUGUUUCUGGGUUCUGGCCGGUGUCGAGCCCGACCCCAAUCAAUGCCGUCGACUGGGCGACACAGAACUUUGGCGCAUCAUUAAAGACCAGAAGCGUCCUGAGCGUAACCGCUUGAUUCUUCGCCGCGUUCCCGCUGGCGAGCCGGGCAUGCCCGAGCUUGAAAGAGCGGCGGGUAUCGCCAUCGAGGAAGCCCAACAGAACCAUAGCCGCGCACUUGAAACGGUGGACAAGAGGAGCCAAAUGAAGGUGCAGAAGCUUCUUGGCGAGAGAUGGAACGACGAGCUUCAACACCCCCUUUCUCCCGUUUCGUUCCACGAUCGCGAACGUAACGUUUACAAUACCGCCAAGGAACUGGAACGUCCCGCUUCCAAUGAUGGCCCGAGAUCUAGCGGCGGACCGCGAAAAAAUAAGGGGCUCCUGCGGUCAUUCGGUGGUCUACGCCCUCCCAGCGAGCUCAUUGCUUGCGACCUUACGUCAUACUUCCCUGACCAUCCCAGAGAAGAGAUCGAUCGGACUGCGCGUCUGUCCAUGAGAAGAUCAACACGUCUGAGCAAGGUCAACAGUCGUCUGAGCGUGGCAAGUAACCUCAGCUUUGCGUCCAGCAUCCAAGAUGCUCCUCCAAUCCCCACCAUCGCGGACAGCUGGCUACAGGCUGGUAGCACUCCCAAGGCACGGUCCGGUCUGCGGGUCACCCACUUCCGUGAUUCUGUUGCCUCUUCGGUGCUGGACACUUUGCAGGAGGAAUCUCCUUUGGAGCCGAACCGCAAGUCCUAUGUUUCAUUCGCCGACAGCUCUGACGGCGCCAGCGCUGCCGCUCUGAGCGUAACCGACCCCGAAGGUAACAUCACUCGGCGUAGCUACUUUGAUGCCGAAGGCUCCACCGGAUCUGGAUCAGGAUCUCUCAAGGAUCUCACGCAGGCGCUCAACGAGGACGGCGAGGAUGCGGAUGAAGAGCUUGAGAGCUUCCUUGCGGGAGAGUCAUGGUCUGACGACAAGUGGAUGAAGGGAGCCAUGAUUGGCCAAGGCUCGUUUGGCUGCGUCUAUCUGGCGCUGCACGCCGUCACCGGUGAGCUGUUGGCGGUGAAACAGGUGGAGGCGCCGGCUCCCGGUACGAACAGCCAGAACGACGCGCGUAAGAAGAGUAUGAUCGAGGCCCUUAAGCGGGAAAUCAGUCUGCUCCGCGACCUUCGACACCCGAAUAUUGUUCAGUAUCUUGGUUGCAGUUCGUCGUCCGAGUACCUCAACAUUUUCCUCGAGUACGUCCCCGGUGGCUCGGUGCAGACCAUGCUCAACUCGUAUGGUGCUCUGCCCGAGCCCCUUGUCCGCAGUUUCGUGCGCCAGAUCCUCACAGGUCUGUCGUAUCUGCACGACCGCGAAAUUAUCCACAGAGACAUCAAGGGCGCCAACAUUCUUGUGGACAACAAGGGUAACAUCAAAAUUUCCGAUUUCGGCAUCUCCAAGAAGCUGGAAGCCACCAAUAUUCUCUCCGGAGCGAACAACAAUAAGCACCGCCCCUCCCUCCAGGGUUCCGUAUUCUGGAUGGCCCCGGAAGUGGUCAAGCAGACUUCCUACACUCGCAAGGCCGACAUCUGGUCUCUGGGAUGCUUGGUCGUCGAGAUGAUGACGGGUACUCACCCUUACCCCGACUGCAGUCAGCUGCAAGCCAUCUUCAAGAUUGGCGGUGGCAAGGCCGCACCCACGAUUCCAGACCACGCUUCGGACGAUGCAAAGACGUUCCUUGCCCAGACGUUCGAGAUGGACCAUAACCUCCGCCCGAGUGCUGACGAUUUGAUGCUCAGUCCUUUUCUGACCCCCAUCACCUAG
Messenger RNA from Colletotrichum graminicola M1.001, 2703 nucleotides. RefSeq lists its product as uncharacterized. The record is from RefSeq and is a predicted model, not a curated record. The coding region runs from base 1 to 2703 and encodes 900 amino acids. Gene Ontology annotation, molecular function: protein kinase activity; protein binding; ATP binding. Gene Ontology annotation, biological process: protein phosphorylation; signal transduction. The transcript has 2 exons. Lineage: Eukaryota; Fungi; Ascomycota; Sordariomycetes; Glomerellales; Glomerellaceae.